Molecule: messenger RNA, 2718 nt
Organism: Erigeron canadensis
Lineage: Eukaryota; Viridiplantae; Streptophyta; Magnoliopsida; Asterales; Asteraceae
Product: pentatricopeptide repeat-containing protein At3g49170, chloroplastic
Exons: 1
Coding region: 33-2555 (840 amino acids)
Biological process (GO): RNA modification
Molecular function (GO): zinc ion binding; RNA binding; protein binding
Source: RefSeq, a predicted model, not a curated record
AUUGUUUAAGAAAGAAAUUUAAGAAAGAAAGAAUGGCGUUUACCCUUUGUGGUGCCAAAUUGCCGCCAAAUCCAUCAUUAUCCAAAUUCAAGAUAAACAAUUUUGAACCGUUCAAGGACCGGUUGAUAAGUUUAUCCAAUGCGGGUCGGAUUCAAGAAGCAAUAUCAGUCCUGGAUGAUGUGAUGACCCGGAAACACACCCCUGACCUCACUACCUUGUCUGUUGUUGUCAAAUCUUGCAUCCGAACUCGUAACUUGGAACUCGGUAAACUCGUCCACUCGAAACUCAACCGGUCUGGAAUCAAACUGGACUCAAUCCUACUCAACUCACUCAUUACCCUGUAUGCCAAAUGUGGGGAUUGGGCCACUGCCAAAACUAUAUUUGAUUCCAUGGGCGCUCACCAGGAUUUGGUUUCUUGGAGUGCCAUGAUUUCUUGUUUCGCUCAUAACGGGAUGGAAUCCCAAGCCUUGCUUACAUUUGUUGACAUGCUUAGCCACGGCCACCACCCCAACCAGUUUUGCUUUUCGGCCGCCAUUCACGCCUCCUCUAACGCUGCUCCGAUCAUUGGAGCAGCCAUUUUCGGGUUUGUGAUCAAGACCGGGUAUUUUCAGUCUGAUGUGUGUGUUGGGUGUGCCCUGAUUGAUUUGUUUGCCAAAGGUUUUGGUGACCUGGAGUCUGCUCACAAGGUGUUUGAUAAAAUGCCUGAAAGAAAUUCUGUUACUUGGACUCUGCUGAUCACUAGAUACGCGCAACUGGGACAUCACGAGGACGGGAUUGACUUGUUUUUGAGAAUGCUGUUUGCUGGGUUCAUGCCUGACCGCUUUACUUUGAGCAGCGUUGUGUCGGCGUGCGCCCAAUCAGGAUGUCUGUCGGUCGGUCAGCAAUUGCAUCCGUGGGUGCUUAAGUCGGGUUUGUGUUCGGAUGUGUAUAUCGGGUGUAGCCUUGUGGAUAUGUAUGCAAAGUGUGGGCCCAUGGAGGAUGCUAUAAAAGUUUUCCAACGGAUGCCUAGUCAUAACGUCAUGUCUUGGACUGCCGUCAUUACAGGAUGCGUGCAAAGCGGAGGUGGUCUUGAUAAAACUGCCAUUCAACUGUACCGGCAAAUGAUCACACAAGGUGAUGUCUUGCCAAAUCAUUUCACUUAUUCUGGCCUUUUAAAGGCAUGUGCAAGCCUUUCGAAUCUGGAGGUUGGUAAGCAAAUUCAUAACCAUGCAGUAAAAUCUGGUCAUGCGUCUGUCAACUGCGUUGGUAAUUCACUGAUUAGCAUGUAUUCCCGGUCUGGUAGCAUGGAAGACGCCCAAAAAGCUUUUGAACUUCUACUCGACAAGAGUUUAAUCACCUACAACGCCAUUGUGGAUGGGUAUGUUAGGAAUACUAGUUCAGGUGAAGCUUUUAAGAUGUUUAAUAAAUUCGAGGAGACUCUGACUGGGGUCGAUUCUUUCACGUAUGCCAGCCUUUUGAGUGCAGCAGCCAGUCUUGGUGCUGUUGGAAAGGGUGAGGAAAUGCAUGCACGGUUGGUGAAAUCAGGGUUUGCUUCAAACCAAAGGGUUUGUAAUGCUUUAAUAUCAAUGUACUCCCGGUGUGGAGACAUUGAAGCAGCCACUCGUGUUUUUGAUAGAAUGGCGGAACGGAAUGUAAUAUCGUGGACUGCCAUCAUCACCGGCUUUGCAAAGCAUGGUCUGGCGAGAAAUGCUUUGGAAAUGUUCGACCAAAUGCUUUCAGCAGGCGUGAAGCCAAAUGAAGUCACGUAUAUUGCUGUUUUAUCGGCUUGUAGUCAUGUUGGGAUGAUUGACCAGGGCCUAAAACACUUCAAUUCAAUGUACCAUGAGCACAAGAUAAUCCCAAAAAUGGAACAUUAUGCAUGUGUAGUGGACUUAUUCGGAAGAUCAGGCUCUCUUGAAAAAGCCAUUGAUUUCAUCAACUCAAUGCCUUUCAAGGCCGAUGCUUUGGUAUGGCGCACAUUACUUGGAGCAUGUCAAGUCCAUGGUAAUACAGAGUUGGGAAAGUUAUCUGCGAAAAUGAUUACUGAGCUGGAUCCAAAUGAUCCAUCUGCUUAUAUACUAUUAUCCAACUUGUAUGCUUCAAAGGGUCAAUGGAAGCAUGUGGUUAAAAUCAGAAAGACUAUGAAAGAACGGAACUUGAUCAAGGAAGCAGGUUGCAGUUGGAUAGAAGCCGAAAGCCAAGCUCACAAGUUCUAUGUAGGUGAUACUGGUCAUCCUCGUGCACAAGAAAUAUACAAAGAGUUAGAUCAAUUGGUAACAGAUAUAAAGAAGCUGGGGUACGUCCCUAAUACCGAUUUUGUUCUUCAUGAACUUGACGAGAAAGAAAAAGAACGUUACUUGGUUCAGCACAGUGAGAAGAUUGCUGUGGCAUUUGGGCUAAUAAGCAUGUCGAAAACAAAACCUAUAAGGGUGUUCAAGAAUCUGAGGGUCUGUGUAGAUUGUCACACUGCUAUGAAGUAUAUAUCAAUGGCAAGGGGAAGAGAAAUUGUGGUUAGAGAUUCAAAUAGAUUUCAUCAUUUUAAGAAUGGGUCGUGUUCAUGCAACGAUUAUUGGUGAUUCCAUAAUUAGCAAUUAGGUUGGUAUUGAUCAAUUAUGUUGAGAUCAUCUAUCGCGUCUGUUUGACUUAAUUAAAGAUGCUCGCGGGAUGUCUGUCUCUCUCUAAGUUGACACUGACUGUAUGUGCUUAUUAUAUGACCUUAUACUGUAUUGUUUUUUUUUU